AUGGCCGAGUCUAUCAGCGAGGGCACUCUUGCAACCAUCCACAAGAAGGUUGGGGACCGAAUCAGAGCGGAUGAAGAGAUUGCCAGCAUUGAGACGGACAAGAUCGAUGUGGCAGUCAACGCAGCCGAGGAGGGAGUCGUUGCUGAGCUGUUGGCUCAUGAAGGCGAUGUUGUCACAGUUGGUCAGCCCAUCGCCCGCAUAGAAACCGGUCCUAGGGACAGUGCCACUACAUCUCACGUUCCCGAAAAGCAAUCCUCCAAUAAAACCGCACAGGAUGACCCGGCUCCCGUACAGAAAGAGUCCGGAGAAAGCAAGAGUGUUGAAAACAAAGAGCAGGCAAUCGAAAGCUCAACACGCUCCGCAAGGCGCGCAGCUCCUACAAGUCCUUCACCGGCAAGCCCACCACAGCCCAUCGAUGAGCAUGCUGUUGACCCGAAACGCGAAUCCUCCUUGCGAGCCGAGCACAUGGAGAAAAUGUCACGCAUGCGCAAAACCAUUGCUACACGCCUCAAACAGUCUCAGAAUACAUGUGCCUCGCUGACGACGGUUCAAGAGAUUGAUAUGACGGCUCUGAUGCGAUGGCGGGUAAAGUAUAAGGAAGACGUGGCUAAGCAGUAUGGCGUAAGAUUAGGCUACAUGGGUGCCUUUGCAAAGGCCACAGCUCUUGCUGCGAAGCAAGUCCCCGAGAUCAAUGCCAGUAUCGACUCGGAUCGUGAGGUCAUCACCUAUCGAGACUACGUCGACAUCAGCAUCGCCGUCUCCUCUCCUAAGGGCCUAGUGACACCUGUGGUAAGAGACUGUGAUUUGCUGAGCAUAAUCGAGUUAGAAAAGGAAAUUGCCAUCGUGGCACAGAAGGCCCGAGAAGCCAGGUUGACCAUGGAUGAUCUCACUGGUGGCAACUUUUCCAUUAGUAAUCCUGGCAUUUUUAACUCUUUGUUCGGGACGCCGGUGAUCAACUAUCCACAAGCUGCGGUUUUCAACAUGAACACAAUCAAAGACCGUGUGAUUGCAGUGGACGGCAAGCCCGAGAUCCGACCGAUGAUGUAUAUCACCGUAACAUACGAUCAUAGACUGAUUGACGGUAGAGAAGCCGUCUCCUUCAUGAACAUCGUUAAGAACUAUAUCGAGGACCCUGCUCAGAUGCUUCUUGAGUAG
Fusarium oxysporum Fo47 is the source of this 1155-nucleotide messenger RNA. RefSeq lists its product as uncharacterized. NCBI's taxonomy places the organism in Eukaryota, Fungi, Ascomycota, Sordariomycetes, Hypocreales, Nectriaceae. Bases 1 to 1155 code for a protein of 384 amino acids. Gene Ontology annotation, molecular function: dihydrolipoyllysine-residue succinyltransferase activity. The record is from RefSeq and is a predicted model, not a curated record. Gene Ontology annotation, biological process: tricarboxylic acid cycle. Gene Ontology annotation, cellular component: oxoglutarate dehydrogenase complex. The transcript is spliced from 4 exons.